Molecule: messenger RNA, 2032 nt
Organism: Bicyclus anynana (squinting bush brown)
Lineage: Eukaryota; Metazoa; Arthropoda; Insecta; Lepidoptera; Nymphalidae
Exons: 5
Coding region: 239-1129 (296 amino acids)
Molecular function (GO): nucleic acid binding
Source: RefSeq, a predicted model, not a curated record
GGUUUACGAGCAGGGUAAGGUAGAGGUAGAUAAGUUUACAUCAAUUAUUACGCAGACGAAGUCGCGGGCGUCCGCUAGUAUUAUACAUAAACAUAGCAGUUUCAAUAAAAUAAUUAGAAUCUUAGCUUAUGUAAAAAGAUUCAUACAUAAUUGUAGAACUAAAAAUCAACACAAUCAUCUUACACUCAAUGAAAUCAAUUCAUCUCGCAAAAUCGUAUUACAUCAUGCUCAAAGGGAAAUGUUCCUUGAAGAGUACAAUUUAUUAAAAAACAAUAAACAAUUGCCGAAACGUAGUAAACUAAAUUCAUUGUCACCUUUCUUAGAUUCUGACGAUCUCAUUAGAGUAGGUGGGCGCUUAAGGAACUCAUAUUAUUCAUAUGACGUCAAACAUCCAAUUGUGCUUUGCGCUAAACAUCACAUCACAAAAACUUUAUUUCUAUUACAUCACAAAGUUCUUAUGCAUGCAGGACCUCAGCUUCUUUUAAGUAAUAUUAGACAAAAUUACUGGACUAUUGACGGUAGGAAUCUAGCAAGAAAAACUGUACACGCUUGUGUUCGUUGCUUUCGCUUCAAGGCCACUUCAGUCCAACCAAUCAUGGGUGACUUACCCAAUGAGCGUACACAUUUAGUAUCGCCCUUUCUAACCACAGGUGUCGACUAUGCCGGGCCAGUGCUGAUACUAAACAGAAAGGGCAAAGGAAGCAGGCUCACAAAAUCAUAUAUCUGCGUAUUUAUUUGCUUCGCAGUAAAGGCAGUACACCUCGAGCUGGUAACCGAUCUUACAAAAGAGGCCUAUCUAGCUUGUCUGAAUCGAUUUACAUCGAGGCGUGGAAAGCCGGAAACCAUUUACUCUGACAACGUGUCCACGUUCAUAGGUGCCUCAAAUGAGCUCGCGCAGUUCCUCAAAAGCAGCGUAGACUACGUGCAAGCACAACUAGUUGAACAAGCAUUUUCCAAUCGACCCCCAACUUUCAAGAUUCCUGAAUUGUCCAGAUACGGAGUAAGAGAGGUCCAGAAGAUUCAGGAAGCUGCACACUAUAUUGGAAACUAUCUGAGAUUCGGUCCCAGAUGCUGCUGGGAAAUUGCUUCCUUCAUCACGUGCAAGUUGCUGCAGUGUUCUAACAGCUAAAUAUGGAGCUGACGCAGUUCCAAAGGUGACCGAGAUUCCCGCUGUCCCCCGCGGCGGCAAGCUACGGGAGUUCGCGCAUCGGUGGCACGCGAGGCGGAGCGCUCUGGACCGUGGACCACAAUAGUCGAAGGUGAUGCAGAAUCAGGCGUGGACCGCGGCGGGCCCAGGGAUCUCAACGUCGUGUGUCGUCCAGCCCCAGAAGGGGGAGAGUGAAGAAAAGGGACAAGGAACGAAAAGAGAAAUAACUUGUAGGGAGUCAAGAAGGCGUCCCGGGAACACGCACAGAGCAAGUACCGGGUUCGCCCUCCCUCGAUUCGGCCCAAAUAACCGAGAGGUUGAAAGGGCCAUGGGAGGUGGUGGGUUGUCCCCCGCGGCGGUCGGACGUGUUUGCGCGAGCUCCGCGAAUUUUUCGAUCUCUUAAAAUUCAUUUCCUCGGAAAUAUUAGUGCUUCGCAAACGUGAAAGUGCUCAGUGUGCUUGUGAUAACGCCGCCUUCCCCCUGGUUGGACGUUCAUCCCUCGGGAGCACAGGGAUCAUCACGAGACAGGACUCCAUCAGUUAAGUUAGGUUAAGUUAGCAUAGUUUUACUUGUAAUUAGUCGUGUAAAAACAUCCUGUUAGUAUUAUAUUUGACAAUUUGCGUAGUGUAUAUUAUUUAGGUUUAGGUUAGAGCAUACCUGUGCACUACUAUUAGGUUAGAUAGUUAGUUUAGGCUACCACGUGCGACGCACAUGUUCGCACGUUGUUUUUAGGUUAUAGUGGCAUUGACAGUGACGUUGUCAGUUGCGGUGACGUUGACUUUGACAUCGACGGUGACGUUUGACGUUAACAGUGACGUUGAAGUUGAGUUGACUUUGGCAGCUGGUGGACACUGAGUCGGACCAACUUCAGUUUGGUUCGGCAUU